This is a messenger RNA of Centruroides sculpturatus (bark scorpion), 1026 nucleotides long. Its product is annotated as DNA ligase-like. Gene Ontology annotation, molecular function: DNA ligase (NAD+) activity. The record is from RefSeq and is a predicted model, not a curated record. Bases 1 to 1026 code for a protein of 341 amino acids. Gene Ontology annotation, biological process: DNA replication; DNA repair. The transcript has a single exon. NCBI's taxonomy places the organism in Eukaryota, Metazoa, Arthropoda, Arachnida, Scorpiones, Buthidae.
AUGUCGCUGGCUAACGCUUUUGACAGCGCCGAUUUACUCCGUUUUGACCAGCACAUCAUGAAUCAACUUGCUCGCAACGAGCCGCUCGGCUACGUGUGCGAACUUAAGAUUGACGGCGUUUCAAUUGCCCUCAUUUACCGCCAAGGAUUUUUGGUGCAAGCCCUGACGCGCGGCGACGGAUUGGUCGGCGAAGAUGUGACUCACAACGUCAAAAUGAUUGCAGAUAUCCCGGGCAAAAUCCCUUACCAAAAGGAGGUUGAAUUCCGGGGUGAAAUUUAUCUCAACCACCAAGUUUUCCAGCAGCUCAACGACCAGAGCGAUCAGCGCUUUGCUAACCCACGCAACGCCGCGGCUGGCACGCUACGACAGUUAGACGCCCAGGUGGUUAAAAACCGCCGUUUAAACGCUUUUUUUUACGCGCUUGUAAGACCGCUUGCACACGGUUUAGCAACUCAAAAAGAGGUGCUAAAGUUUAUUAAAAACCAAGGACUGCCGACCGAGCCCCACGCCCGGCUGGCGGUUGGAAUUAAGGCGGCGAUUGAGCAAACUGAGAAGUUAGCCGCCACGGCCCGAAAAUUAGCUUAUGAUACCGACGGCGUGGUCGUCAAAGUUAACGAUUUAAAUCUUUACGAAGACAUCGGUCAAACCGCCAAAUACCCCAAGUCCAUGAUUGCUUACAAAUUUGCCGAAGAAGUCGGCCAAACUAAAUUGGAGGCGAUUUUCCCAACUAUCGGUCGGACUGGCCGGGUAACUUAUAACGCCAAACUGGAGCCGAUUCGUUUAGCCGGCACGACCGUCAGCGCGGCGACUCUUCACAACGCCGACUACGUGCGCGAGCGCAAAAUUAACGUGGGCGACAUAGUGAAAGUCAAAAAGUCGGGCGCUAUCAUUCCCCGCGUGCUCGGAGUGGCUCUAAGUCAUGACAAGAAGCGCUGCAAUGUACGCGCUGUCAAACGCGUCUUUUACGGCUGGAUGGCGAAGUUGAUCAGUACUGUCCUAACGUUAAUUGUCCUGCUCGCCUACUAG